This is a messenger RNA of Callithrix jacchus (white-tufted-ear marmoset), 553 nucleotides long. NCBI's taxonomy places the organism in Eukaryota, Metazoa, Chordata, Mammalia, Primates, Cebidae. The record is from RefSeq and is a predicted model, not a curated record.
CCAUGUCCUCUGGUGCCAGCGUGAACGCCCUGCAGCACCUUGUGGAGCAGCUCAAGCUGGAGGCCGCUGUAGAGAGGAUCAAGGUCUCUCAGGCAGCUGCAGGGCUUCAGCAGUCCUGGAUGCAGAAGGCCUGCAAGGAUGCCCUGCUGGUGGCUGUGCCAGCCGGAAGUAACCCCUUCCGUGAGCCCAGAUCCUGUGCUUUCCUCCGAAGACUCUAGAAGAGAAGUGCGCUGAGGAGUGCCUUCAAGCACAACGUGAUGAAUGACUGCCUUCAAGUCUCAAGAAAACACUUGUCCCUAGCCAAGUGACUUUAAGAGAUAUUUCAGUCCUUUCCUGGGGCCUGGUUCUAUAGCCGAAAUCACAGAAAUUCAUGAGUUUCUAUGCAAGUAAGGAAACUGGGUGAAAGAAUAGAGUUUUAAAUAGUGACAGCCUGGUUUUCUGUGGAAAUACUUUUAUACAUAAGACAAAAACCUUACCACCAAAUAUAGCAAAACCUACCUCUUUCAUAAGUGAGUCGCUAAUGUUUCUAUACCUGGAAUAUCAUGUAUGUUUU